This is a messenger RNA of Synchytrium microbalum, 4131 nucleotides long. RefSeq lists its product as uncharacterized. The coding region runs from base 1 to 4131 and encodes 1376 amino acids. NCBI's taxonomy places the organism in Eukaryota, Fungi, Chytridiomycota, Chytridiomycetes, Synchytriales, Synchytriaceae. The transcript is spliced from 17 exons. Gene Ontology annotation, molecular function: iron ion binding; 2 iron, 2 sulfur cluster binding; FAD binding. The record is from RefSeq and is a predicted model, not a curated record.
AUGGAAAAGAGAACUCAGCUAAAGUUCUAUCUGAAUGGCAAGCCGAAAACCGUGUCAAAUCCAAAUACGGAAGAGACGCUCAUUGAAUAUCUGAGACGUAUCGGAUUGACUGGAACCAAAUUGGGCUGUGGUGAAGGAGGAUGUGGAUCAUGUACUGUCGUGGUAUCCUCCUAUGAUCAUAUCACGCAACGGAUCGUACACCUAUCGGUAAACUCCUGUCUCGCCCCACUAGUCUCCGUGGAAGGCAAACACGUCAUCACCGUCGAAGGAAUCGGGAACGUACACAACCCGCAUGUCGUUCAAGAAACAUUGGCAUCGUCCCAUUCGUCACAAUGUGGAUAUUGUACCCCUGGCAUUGUUAUGAGUCUUUAUGGACUGCUGAAGCAGCAUCCUGAGGCGUCCGAGUGUCAUAUUGAAGAUGCUUUUGAUGGAAACUUGUGUCGAUGUACUGGAUACAGGCCUAUACUGGAUGGUGCUAAAUCGUUGGCAAAGAAGAAGUGUAGUCAAGCUUGCGCUGUCAACGGCACAUGUCAGAGUGUCACGCCUUGCGCCGAUGAUCACUCUCAUUCUAAUGGACAUGUGAAUGGACAUGCUAAUGGCAAUGGACUUGCUAAUGGAAAUAGUCAUGCUGUGGUAUCGGAUAUUGAAGAUUUAUCACAUGGCUCAAAAGACGAUGAUUUGCCGUUCCCGCCUGCACUGCUCAAACCUUUUGCUGGAGGGUCUAGUCCCGUUUCAUACAUGUUUGAUAACGGAAAGGCGAAAUGGUAUCAUCCGGUUUCGCUGAAUGAGCUAUUGGAUAUUACGGACGCAAACCCGCAAUUCAAAAUAAUUAACGGCAACACUGAAGUCGGUAUAGAAACCCGUUUCAGAGCAUGGAAGUACCCAAUCCAAAUAUACCCAAACAGCAUUCCCGAAAUGCGUGUCAUCACUCCCUCAGAACAUGGAAUCACUAUUGGGGCUGCGACACCAUUAACUUAUCUCGCUACAUACCUCAAAGAACAAAUAUCUAUAUUACCUGCAUACAAGACACAAGGAUUCAAAGCUAUGGUCGAUAACCUGCGGUAUUUUGCUGGAAAUCAGAUUAGGAAUGUUGCUGCUAUUGCUGGUAAUAUCGUUACAGCUUCCCCGAUAUCGGAUCUGAAUCCUGUAUUGCUGGCUUUGGGUGCUGUAUUGAAUGUUGCGUCAAGGAAGGGAGGGUCGAGGAGGAUUGCCAUGAGUGAGUUCUUCUUGGCGUAUCGAAAGACGGCAUUGCAGAGUAGUGAGGUGCUUGUUUCUGUCUAUGUGCCAUAUACCAAAGAAACAGAAUUCGCUCGUGGCUUCAAACAAGCUCGAAGGCGAGACGACGAUAUCGCUAUCGUGAAUGCUGGUCUACGAAUUGACUUACUGCCAGCGUGGUAUGGCUUUAUUGUCAAAGAUGCCUGUUUCUCGUUUGGUGGCAUGGGUCCUAUUUCCAUGCUUGCCAAGAAGGCUGCUGCUUUGACUAUUGGAAGAAAAUGGGAGCCUGCUUUGAUCAAACAGAUUCAGGCUGCUUUGAUGGAGGACAUGCCAAUGACGUAUACCACUCCCGGUGCACAAGUCGAGUUCCGAAAGAUGCUUGCAGUCAGUUUCAUUACGAAAUUUGAAAUCCAUGUGAAUCAUGAAAUCGUGAAACGAUACCCUGGAUGCAAAAUACAUGUUGAUGAUCGAGCUGUAUCUGCCAUUGAAGAGAUUGUGAGACCACUGUCUAGUGGUGUUCAGGAUUACGAAACAGCCAGUCCCGAACACGUUGUAGGCAACAGCCAAAUGCAUUUAUCAGCACUCAAGCAGACUACUGGUGAAGCUAUAUAUGUUGAUGAUAUGCCAACGUUUACAGGAGAGCUUUAUGCUGCUCCAGUUAUCAGUACGAUUGCGCAUGGAUAUAUCAAGUCUGUUGAUGCAUCAGCAGCAAUAGAAGCUGAAGGUGUUGCAGGAUACUUUGAUGCCAAAGAUGUUCCUGGAUAUCGAGAUGGAAUGCUUGAUGAACAUCCAUUGAGUCAUACUGCGUUUCAUAAUCCGAAUCCUAAUGUCAUGGGAACUGUUUUCAAAGAUGAAGAACUGUUUGCAACAAAACAGAUUUUACAUUUUGGACAAAUGAUUGGCAUAGUUGUAGCUGAAACCGAAUCAUUGGCUCGUGCAGCAGCUCGACUAGUCAAAGUCACUUAUGAGAAGCUGCCACAUGUAUUGACCAUCGAAGAUGCUAUUGAAGCAGACUCAUUCUUCCCAAUCAAUCGUGGCAUCACUUCCGGAUCGUAUGCUGGCAAAGAGUCUGAGCUGCCAGUGUCUGCUGCUUCUCAUGUGGUGGAAGGGAGUGUUAGAACUGGUGCUCAAGAGCACUUCUACCUGGAAACACAAUGCUCCCUCGUCGUUCCCAAACGCGAAGACGGUGAAUUCGAAGUAUACGCAUCAACCCAAAACCCAAGUGAAACUCAACAUCUCAUGGCACACGUCAUGGGAAUCCAGGCCAAUAAAGUCACUGUGCGUGUAAAACGACUCGGUGGUGGGUUUGGUGGUAAAGAAACUCGAUCACAUAUGAUUACAUGUGCUUUGGCUGUCGCUGCGAGAAAAUUGGGUGUACCUGUGCGAUGUAUGCUGACGAGAGAAGAGGAUAUGAGUAUGACUGGUAUGAGACAUCCCAUGCUGGGCAACUACAAAGCUGGGUUUACUGAUGCUGGGAGGUUGGUGUUUUUGGAGGUGGACUUGUUUUCGAAUGGAGGGUUUUCGAUGGAUUUGAGUACAACUAUUCUGGAACGAGCCAUUACUCACGCUGACAAUGUGUAUAAUGUGCCGAAUGUCAAAGUCACUGGUCGUGUUUGCAAGACGAAUUUGGUCACGAAUACUGCCUUCCGUGGAUUUGGUGGUCCACAAGGUCUGCUUGUUAGCGAGACUAUGAUUACUCAUGUUGCUGAUUAUCUCAAAAAGCCUGUUGAAGAGAUAAGACGAAUCAACUUUUACAACAACAACGACAUGGUGCCAUUCAACCAACCGCUUCACAACUUCCACAUUGACAAACUAUGGGCUCAGCUAAUUAAAACAUCCGACUUUCAUGCACGUCUCAAAUCCGUCAACGAAUACAAUGCCCAUCACAAGUAUCGUAAACGAGGUAUCGUCCUCCUGCCAACCAAAUUCGGAAUAGCAUUCGCUGCCAAAUUCCUGAAUCAAGGUGCCGGAUUGAUUCACAUUUAUAAUGAUGGAUCAGUGUUGAUUACUCAUGGAGGCACAGAGAUGGGACAAGGAUUGCAUACAAAGAUGGUACAAAUCGUGUGUGAGAAUCUGAAUGUGCCAUUAGAGUAUGUGCAUUUGGAUGAGACGAGUACGAGGACUGUUAUUAAUACUAGUGCAACGGCUGCUAGUAUGUCGUCAGAUAUCAACGGUGCCGCACUCCAAGACGCUUGCAACCAACUCAACGAACGUCUCGAAAAGUAUCGAUAUGCUCAUCCAACCAAAUCAUGGCCUGAAAUCAUCAACAUGGCAUACUUUGAUCGUGUGAAUCUCACCGCUAAUGGAUUCUUCAAAGUACCGAAUGUUGGAUAUGAUAUGAUAACAAAUACUGGUAUCUUGUAUCGAUACUUUACGUAUGGUGCUGCAUGCUGUGAGGUGGAAGUCGAUACUUUGACUGGGGAUCAUAUGGUGUUGAGGGCUGAUGUUUGUAUGGAUAUUGGACGAAGUAUCAAUCCUGCUAUUGAUAUUGGGCAGAUUGAAGGAGGCUUUACACAAGGCCAAGGCUGGGCAACUCUCGAAGAAACUCUCGUAUCACCCGCAACAGGUGCUCUCAUAACACGGGGACCUGGCGCAUACAAAAUCCCAGGUUUCAAAGACAUCCCCGCAGACUUCCGUAUAUCAGUCAUGAAAAACUCGCCAAACCCAGUCGCAGUGCAUUCAUCCAAAGCAGUUGGUGAACCUCCAUUGUUUAUGGGAGCGAGUGUUUAUUUCGCUAUUCGUGAAGCCAUCAAGGCUGCACGCAUUGAGAAUGGGUUGGGUAGUGGGUGGUUUAGGUUGGAUUGUCCUAGUACGAGUGAACGUAUUAGGUUGGCGUGUGGUGAUACACAGGAUGUUAUGGCGUUGGUUAAGACUGUUGGGAAGCCUGGGGAGAGGCCUUGGGGUGUUCCUAGUUAG